Messenger RNA from Mycena indigotica, 1224 nucleotides. RefSeq lists its product as uncharacterized. Gene Ontology annotation, cellular component: plasma membrane. Gene Ontology annotation, molecular function: sulfite transmembrane transporter activity. The record is from RefSeq and is a predicted model, not a curated record. The coding region runs from base 1 to 1224 and encodes 407 amino acids. Gene Ontology annotation, biological process: transmembrane transport; sulfite transmembrane transport. NCBI's taxonomy places the organism in Eukaryota, Fungi, Basidiomycota, Agaricomycetes, Agaricales, Mycenaceae. The transcript has 3 exons.
AUGUUGAGCGUGUCGUCUCUGCCCGUUCGGAAAAACCUCAAGACCUGUGUCCGCCAUUUCACUUGGGCAUGGUACACCAUUGUGAUGGGCACUUGCGUUGUGGCUUCGCUUGUCAACCGCUUCCAUUGGGGAUCUGGGAGUGAGCCUAACAAGGUUCUUACUCUGGUUCUGUUCUUCUGCAGCCUACUAUGCUUCGUGCUUAUAUCUGCCGCAAGCGUUGCGCGUUACAUAAUAUUUCCUGAGCUCUGGUCCGCGAUGCUCCGCCAUCCCAUCCAAAGCCUCUUUAUCAGUGCGAUGCCGAUGGCAGGAUGCUCGCUAAUCAAUAUCGCACUGGUCGCGCACCAGAAGUACGGGUUUUCCAACCAUUCUCGAGCCUUUCUCUAUGCGCUGUGGGCAUUCUGGUGGCUGGAUGUGGUGAUUUCGGUCGUCAUCGCGUUUGGAAUGCUACAUGUGAUGAUGACGAAGCAAAAACACUCUCUCGAGCAGCUAUCGUGUCUUGCGAUGCUCCCGGUUCUUCCUUGGAUCGUUGCGUCAGCAACGGGCGGGUUGCUUGCGACGGCCCUGCCAACCCAGAGCACCCUCACGAUCGCGGUCUCGGCUAUACUUGGAAUUGCUGGUCUUUCUAUCGCUUUCAUGGUUAUAACAGCCUAUCUACUUCGGCUUUUACUCCAUGGCCCACCAGACACAAGCCUCAUCCUUGCUUCUUUUAUUCCUCUUGGACCCAUGGGCCAAGGCGGUUUCUCGCUGCUCCUGAUAGCCGAGUAUCUCAGUACUCGAAAUGUUGACCUCGGGCCGCUCAUCAGUCCGUCAGCAGUCGCGUCAGUAGCUUUCUGCCUUGCGUGGACACUGUGGUCGCUGGGCCUGUUCUGGCUUGGAAUGACGCUUUGCAUGAUUUACGCCUCUGUCCGUCAGAAACGCGUUCCUUACUCUAUCGGGUACUGGGGCAUGAUUUUCCCGACGGGGGUUAUGGCACUCCUUACCGUCGAAAUGGGCGAUCUGCUGAAGAGCGCAGUGAUACAAUAUAUCGGGGUGACCUUCUCCAUCGGCGUUGCUCUACUUUGGGUGUUUGUUGUCGUCAAAACAAUUCCAGCCGUUUGGAAUACGACCGCAUUCAACUCCCCUUGUGCUACGAAGCUUGACGAGGAGAAGCUGUCAACCGCGUGCUCCACGGCUGUCUGCAUGAGCACUAUCCCUCGUAUAAGUAUGGGAUCUGGGUUUUCAUAA